AUGGCAACAGUAAGUUGAUGGCGGAAAGAGCAGAUUUGGUGGCAAGCCACGGCGCGUAAAAACAAAAGUUUUCUGAAGUUUAUGCUUAUAUAUGGUUACAAGUCAUUGGCCUGUUUUCAACUUUCCUCAAACAUGACUUUGAAUCCUCUUGCAAACCCCAAAGGCGUGAAACUUCUCUGUGAACUGUGUCAAAAGCCGGCAUUUGUGCAGUGUACGAAAUGUCGAGUGACGUUCUACUGUGGUGUUGAGCAUCAGCAAGCAGACUGGGUUGGUAUUCACGAGAAGAUAUGCCAGUUGCUGAUCCCGUUACGCACCCCACAGUUGUCAUUUCUCUCGUCAGAAGAACAGCGCCGAAAAAAAGAACAAGAUCUGCUCCUGAGACAGAGAAACAUGAUUGAUCUGACACGGACCACUGGCCAGAAGUUGUUAUUUGAAGGCAAGCAUGAGCAAGCUGUACCUGCUGCUAUGCAGUCACUUCGUUUCAGCAUUGACGUGCAUGGACUGGAUAGUAUUGAACUUGUACCGUCAUAUCUCAUCCUGGCUGAAGCCAGCAUAGGUUUACAUAAGUUAUCACAGGCGGAGGAAUACUUGGCUCAGGCUCAGUGGACAGUGCUCAAAACACCCAAUUGCAGCUCAGCUAUCAAAUCUAAACUGGCUCGUAACCUGGGCUUGCUGUAUGCCGCACAAGGGAACUAUGAUGAGUCACUGAGACACCUGGCCGAUGAUAUCUUUCAUGCUUCUGAAGAGUUUGGCACGGAUGAUAUCCGGACAUCUGGUGGCUAUUUCCACAUGGCCAAUGUUUUCUUCCGUCAGAAUCGCAUGGAUGUCGCCGACUCAUUAUACACUCGAGUCACGUCCAUCUGGCACAGUCAUUUGCUGAGGAUCGUCACAGAUAGGACCAAGAAAAGUGACACUCAGAGUGGCAUGUCAUCUGCUGUGGUGGAACUAGAGGAACGAAAAGUCGAGUCCUUAGAUGAAGCACAAGAAGCAGAAGCCAAACAGGUUUUGCAUUCCAUCCAUGACAUCAGAGAGCAAGUAACCAAUCAGGAUCCUGCUGCCAUGGCAACCAUUGGCCAUGCCCUUGCUAUGCUUUACUUCCUACUGGAUGACAUCCCAAAGGCAACUGAGCUGGGUCUGAAGGCACAAACAUCAUGUAAUGCAACCCACAGUGAAGAUGGAGAACUUGCUGCAGCUAUCAACGAGUUCAACAGCACCCUCAAUCACCUGCCGCUGAAACCAAACCUGCUUCAGACAGAUUAUAGUUAGUGCAUCGGAGCAAUAGAUUACAGUUGCAAAUGCAUUGCAAGUGCCUUUGUGAUGCUUGUUUUGAAACUUAAAGUUUUAUUGAUGGCCUUCCUAGACUGGCAUCAGAAGCCACCAGAAAUUAUACCUCUGGUGUAAAUGGUGGGACUUCUCUUUGGACUGAGAAUAACUAAGAAGCUGUCCGGCCUGGCUUGCAUUAUACCAUCAUUGAAGUUACCACAGCAGGCCAUAUCUGUUUUCAAGAGUUGGACAAAAACAUUGUGAUUACUCGGCGGCUUUGGGUCUGGAGAGAAAUAAAUGUACCUGCGAGAAAAAACUCUUAACGGUGUAAAUACUAGCAACAUUAUGACACUUGAAGUUAUCAAUAUUUAUUUUUGAUUCCCCCGUUGCAUAGCUUUUGGGGACAAGAGUUCCUAGGUGACAGCAAAUGACAUUAGAUGUUAUCAGAAAACUAAAAAUACAUUUUUAUUUUUGUUUCUGGUCAUCUUCUGGACUGUAAGAAAAAUGCAUGAAGGUUGUUAGGACUGGUCACUCGGAAAUAUUCACGUACAUUCAUUUAUACAUUAUUUUGUUCCUAAAGGUUGUUGAUAUUGUUUGGAUUUUAAGUAAGGUAUUAUUCACUGAAUAAAUGUGCCACAGAAUUUUA
This is a messenger RNA of Acanthaster planci (crown-of-thorns starfish), 1909 nucleotides long. Its product is annotated as zinc finger MYND domain-containing protein 12-like. The record is from RefSeq and is a predicted model, not a curated record. Gene Ontology annotation, molecular function: protein binding. NCBI's taxonomy places the organism in Eukaryota, Metazoa, Echinodermata, Asteroidea, Valvatida, Acanthasteridae.